CACAAAAUGGCGGCGUCCAGCAACUCCGUAUCCGCAUCCAUGGUAGCCGUACGCCGCAAUAUGUGAUGUGAAGGUGUCGUGCACACCACCGUGGUCUUGCUCACUAUGAAGGGUGUGAAAAGGGCCCUACAACUGCUAUCGAAGAACAGCAAAACUGGUGCAGUGAAGGUGAGCAAGGCCAAGGACUCCGUUCGGCCCCAAGACGUGCAACGACUGUCGGCCGUGGCGACGGUCGUGUCCCCCCCGCACCCCGUGUCCAACCUGCGGCACGUCGUUCUGCCCGCCCGACCGAAUGAGUCGGCCGCCGAGCUGCUGUUCAGGAAGCAGUACGGCGCCAUGCAGGCGUGGAACCAAGACUACUGGUCCAAGCACAACGCCGAGUUCCAGCGGAAGAAGGAAGAAUUCACUCAACGCAAGCUGGCCGAGUACAAGACAAGAGGCACGCCUAGAGACAGCGUCCCCAUAGAGGACAUGGCUUCCUUCUACAAGUCUUUCCUGAAUGACAACCACCAGAAGCACAUGCAGUACAACUGGGCCUGGUACAGAAAAAACAUUGGCCUCUUGAUGCCGGCACUUCUUGCAAGCUGGGCAUACUUCUACAGAGAAGUGCUCCCGAGUGUGGUGGGAAGGACAAAGUGAACCAAUGUCCCAGAACGUUGUUGUAGUUUUAUGCCGUGAUGGCUUCUUUCCUAUGGAAAAAAUAUGUACAAUAAUAAAGUUAAGCAGCUAGGAAAUGAAA
Molecule: messenger RNA, 739 nt
Organism: Dermacentor andersoni
Lineage: Eukaryota; Metazoa; Arthropoda; Arachnida; Ixodida; Ixodidae
Gene: Coa8
Product: Cytochrome c oxidase assembly factor 8
Biological process (GO): intrinsic apoptotic signaling pathway
Cellular component (GO): mitochondrion
Source: RefSeq, a predicted model, not a curated record